AUGGGGAAAAAAAGAAAGAACAAACCGAUGCGCCCUUGGUGCUGGUACUGCGAAAAGGAUUUCGAGGAUGACAAAGUAUUGGUGAAUCACCAACGGGCAAAACAUUUCCAAUGCGAAGUAUGCGGCAAACGUCUAACUACGGCAGGUGGAAUGGCAGUUCAUGCGCAGCAAGUUCAUAAAGUCACAAUCGACCAUGUUCCAAACGCUUUACCAGGACGUGAAACACUCGAUAUUGAAAUAUUCGGCAUGGAGGGAAUUCCUCCCGAGGAUUUUGCCGCAUACGAGUUGAAAAAAUCGGGUGGUGGUAAUACUAGCAAGAAGGCCAACACGGGCGGAAGCGGUAAUGGUCAGUAUACUGAGUUGACACCAGAACAAUUCCAGCAGCAGCUCGCUUUGCACAAGGCUGUAACGGGCAGCACUCCUCCUACUGCACCUCCUCCUCCUGGUGUCCCAAGGUCUGUUACAGCAAACCCUCCACAACAACAGCUACCCUAUUCUUUCUUUCCACCACCACAACCACCGUAUCCUUCUUCAACCGUAAGCGCACCUCCACCAUUCCCACUUCCCGCGGGAUCUCCCGGCGCUGCCGCUCCUUUUGGAGGUCCUCCAUAUGGCCAUUUUCACGGCUAUCCUCCUCCACCGCCAGGACUACGCCAGCAAGCGCCAUUACCUCCACACCAGCCAUACACAUUCCGUCCUCCUCCAGGGUAA
Zychaea mexicana is the source of this 711-nucleotide messenger RNA. RefSeq lists its product as uncharacterized. Gene Ontology annotation, cellular component: nucleus. The transcript is spliced from 4 exons. The record is from RefSeq and is a predicted model, not a curated record. NCBI's taxonomy places the organism in Eukaryota, Fungi, Mucoromycota, Mucoromycetes, Mucorales, Lichtheimiaceae. The coding region runs from base 1 to 711 and encodes 236 amino acids.